AUCGCGGGAACCCAGCUGAUGGUCGACGCGUUGGUCGUCGCGCUUCCUCAGUUACUCUUGGACCGCGCGCUCGCCCGAAUCCAGUCGCACGUCGCUGGACAAAUUUCCCCUCGGCGUCGACUCGGAGGAUCUCGCGGAGGGGUCGAAUUCGCCAGGUACGACGACGACGACGACGACGACGACGACGACCUUGAUUCCAAGGACGACGGGGUCGCGCGAGGACCGUGCGUGAAGAGAAGAUGAUACCGGAUACCGAAGCGGUGUGCCAGGCUUCCGAGGUUGCGGUCAACGGCGGCGACGCAUGCGACAAGAUUAAGGACUGGCCGGAAAAGGAAGCGGCGUCGGUGACCGCCUGGAAACGAUACCAGCGACUGGCCAGCAUGAUGGAGUCCCGGGGCAGCGGCGAGCUCAACCGGAAGUUCCUGAUAGAGGCGAUCUUCCGCGGCAGCGAUCUCGUUUACGCCAGUCAUUGAUCGCCGUGCGAUCAAUCGAUCGGAUAGGAUCGCGGCUGGACAUCCCUCCGCGCGAUUCUCAUACCAAAGUGCCAGAGUAUAUGAGUCGCAGGCUCGCACAAUGGCGUAGAAAUCGCGAGUCCUCCUUCGAGUGUGAGUCCACGAAUGCGAGUUCGCGACAUUUGUUCGACGCGCACGAGAGCGAUAAGAAUAACGAUGGGCGGAAUUGAUCCUUCACUGAGCGAAAUAAUAACAGGGAGAGACCGUUAUCUCGUGGACCUCCACGAACGGUCAAUAGUCAUUAAAUUCAACGGAGGAUAACAAUUAUUUAUUCGAUUUAUAUCAAUUAUCUGUUGAUUGGAUCUGUUGUUGAUCAGCGAAUCGGAAAUUGAUCGCGAGAAAUCGUUGUCUCAUGGAUCUGUAAGGCGGUGAUAAUUGUUUCACACAGAGGAAUUAUCCGAUAAAACAUUAACAAAUGAAUAUUUCCGAUCGAAUUACGAUCAGUUUUUAUUUAAAUCCGAUUAAAUUUAUAAUUGAAUUCUUCCGAUUACAAUGGCAUUUCAUCAGAUAAUCCGAUGAAAAAAUUACGAACCGAUAUUUCUCAUCGGAUGUUUCCUGAUCGGCUAUAAAAAUUGGUUGAUAUUUUGAUCGAAAAUAUGUGUUUGUUAGUUUCUCAUCGGCUGAUCGAACACAAGAUCGGGUGAUUCACAAGAUUAUUCACAAGACAAUUAUUCGCGAUUAUUACGAAAUUAAUUAUCGCUUGGAAAUUAGUUGCAUUUAUUAAUUAGACAAUCAAGAUUUCUGAUUGUUCGUCCUCACGAAUGGACACGUGGUCGAUGAUACGCGUCUAGCUGGGAACGCGAAUACUUUUCGACAUAAUGGAGAAACCUUCUGCGCCGCGAUAUCGCGGAGAGAACGCGGGACAGCGUGUAGAAUGCGAACAACGUGGCUGUGUAUUAUAGUUCGACGUCGAGCGCACUAUUUUUAGAUACGCGAGGAGAGUUUACUGGUUCCGGGAGAGACGAAUGCUUUUAUAGGCUUUUAUACGCAAAGCGAGUAUCGUUGCGCGCGACGCUCGUCCUUGGAGGAGGAAAGAACUCGGAAAUGCCGAUUCGCGCCAAGCUCUCCCGCGAGGAACGCGAGUUACGCGUUCCGAUUAACGACGGAGUCCAAAUUACGUUAGCAAACCGCGCGCGUUAUGCCUCCGUGCGAAAACGAAAUUGAAUUACGUAACAGAAGCGACUGCAUAGACGUUGCGAAGGGAAGCACCACGGAAGCGUAUCUCUGCCGGCUGUUCAACGGAGCGACUCAUAAAGUAACGAAUAACGCGUCCUCGAAACAAAACGCUACGUCGACCGUCGAAUAAUCAGGAGAGCGAUAAAGGAAAGGAAUUCCGCCGGCGUUCAUCGUCCGAAUCACGCGGCUCAUCGGCGAGACAUCGGCGAGUAUAAAUACUCGGAUUAAUUCUCCGCGGACAAUGUUGGGCCAGCGAGACCGGAACGAAUACUCGAUCGCUCAGCAGCUUUCGCAAAAGGCCCGGAAAAAUGUCCAAAGAGUGCAAAUCUGUUUGCAGAUUGUGAUUCCGUUGCGCCACUACCUCAUAACUGAGGCUUUUCUGUAGACCUCUGGGGAGAAAUGUGUCCAAAACUAUUGGUUUUCGACAGAGUCGUAGAGCGAUUCAAAGUCGCCCGGGUCUGACAGAUUGCAUUGUAUGUCCCAAAAAGUAGUUAUUGUAUGCGGGGAUUCGAUAAUGUGAAUUGUCACUGUCGCGCUUCUACGCCACUGGCCGACGAAUGCAAUUACAGUAGAGAUAAGGAUUAACGAUGCCAAACGGUGUAUUACUAGUCAACGUGUGCAUAAUAAAUCGCGACCGAGUAGGAUAGAUCGUUUAAUUAGACAAUUACGACAACGCCGGCCGCCGGCGAUUACGGCGUCUAUCACGCGAUAGACGAUGGCGGGCGUGCCUGUAAUCUACCGCAUGAGCUCAUGCGACAUCGGCUAUGCUAAAUAUCUUGCCAGCGAGCAAUACUCACUGCGUAUUAUAACACGACGAAGGAAAUGAGAGACGCACGGCGAAGAGCCAAGAGCGACUAUAUUAUUCUUUUCCUUUUUUUUUUUUCGAACAUAAAGCGAUUGUCGCAUUGAUUUCGCGCGGAGAUCAUUGUCGAACGAUUGAGAGACAGCUCAGCGGUAUUCCAGGCUCUAGAAAUAAGCAACGAACUGUAAGAAACUACUCAAUAAAGUGCAUUAUAUUUAUUUGAA
Messenger RNA from Odontomachus brunneus, 2714 nucleotides. RefSeq lists its product as uncharacterized. The transcript is spliced from 2 exons. The coding region runs from base 240 to 473 and encodes 77 amino acids. NCBI's taxonomy places the organism in Eukaryota, Metazoa, Arthropoda, Insecta, Hymenoptera, Formicidae. The record is from RefSeq and is a predicted model, not a curated record.